AUGUCUGCCCUUCACGGGUUAGGAUCCGUCAUCUAUGGCAAAGUCUGCGUCACCGUCCCUAUGCCCACCGCGACAACCGAUCUAUCAGAUCACAUCAUGAUAGUUACCGGCUCCAAUAGCGGCCUCGGCUUCGAGGCCACCCGCCAUCUCUCCCGUCUCGGCGUAGGGAAGAUCAUCAUGGCAGUCCGAACCCUCUCCAAAGGUGAGGCGGCCAAGAAAUUGAUCCUCCAGUCAACUGGCAAGCCAGAAUCCUCCAUCGAAGUCUGGAACAUCGAUAUGGAUAGCCAGGACGCUGUCAAGGCCUUUGCCGAACAGGCCUCUCAGCUGCCUCGGAUAGACGGUAUCCUGGCCAACGCGGGCAUUAUGACAACCCAGUUUACCCUCAGCGAGGGAAACGAGAGGACGCUCAACGUCAAUGUCAUCAACACCUUUCUCCUCUUCUUCCUCCUCCUGCCCUUGAUGCGCAGGUCAGAGCAGCAGACCGGCAACCCAUGUCGAUUCGUGAUUCCCAACAGCGCCCUCCAUUAUAUGGCCCCCACUGCCGAGCUCAACGAGAAGGAGACGACGAUCUUCGACCGACUCAAUAACCAGAAACGAGCGGACAUGGCUGGCAGGUACCCCCUGUCCAAGCUUCUCGUCCUCUACAUCGUACGAGAAAUAGCCGAGAGAACAAAGUCGAGCAGCAAAGGAAAAUUCAUCAUCAACACCCCGAACCCAAGCUGGUGCAGGUCAGACCUCAGCAGGGACAUGGAAUCCGCCGGCUUCAAGAUGGCUGAGAAACUCUUGGCUCGCACAGCGGAGGAGGGCAGCCGAACGCUGGUACACGGUGUGUGGACGGACGAAUCCAGCCAUGGCCACUAUCUGACCAAUUGCCACGUCCAAGCACCAGCAAAGUUCGUCACGAACAAGUUUGGCCAGGAUGUGCAAAAGAAGAUCUUUAACGAGCUCCUCGUUAAGCUCGACUCCAUUUCUCCCGGCGUUUCGUCCAACCUUUAA
Molecule: messenger RNA, 996 nt
Organism: Trichoderma citrinoviride
Lineage: Eukaryota; Fungi; Ascomycota; Sordariomycetes; Hypocreales; Hypocreaceae
Product: NAD(P)-binding protein
Exons: 2
Coding region: 1-996 (331 amino acids)
Source: RefSeq, a predicted model, not a curated record